UUUAUAUAAUUUCCCAGUGAAAAAUCUUAUGAUGUGAAAUGGGCUGCAACAUUCGUCGAUGGAAUCAUGCUUUAUGAUCACUUUCAAAAUCCCGAAGAGAGGCGGUGGGCGUGGUAAUUGAUGUACAUUCGCUUUGCCUGAUUUGGAAUGCAUGCAGUCAGUGAGCCUCAUCGGCAACAUACAUCUUAUACACUUUUCUCCUUUUCUUGCUCCUGAAGUCCUGAGCUUGAGGAUAUAUGUUGGCCAUUCUUCCACUCUUUAAUCGUUUUCCCUAAUCAAGCCAUUUCAUCACAAGUCGCAUAGAUACAUACACACAAAAAUACAGCCAGCCAACCAAAAACUACAAGCCUCAACUUUCUACCCACAACAACCUCAACAACUAGCAAUUAUGCCUGCUCACAUGACCAAAGAUGAUGCUUCACGCAUCCAAUCAACUCAAGCCCAAGGUGGUAAAGAUAUGUCCUCUUCAGGAUUUGCGGCGCGCGCUCAAGGAGCUGGCGAUCGUAACGCAAACGCUGGUGGAGCCGCAGCUGGCCAAGGUACUGGUGGUGGAAAUGCAGGUCAAGCUGGAACAGACAAGAAGUAGGAUAGGAUGAGAUUGACGUUCAACAUCAAUUUUGGUCUACCAGGCCAAUGAAAGCUCGAUUGAUGUUGCCAUUGUUUUGUUCGUAAGCAGGGUGCUGGGAUUGGAUGAUGAAACCUUGGAGGAGACAAUGAGAUUUGAGUAGCUUGGGGAGGUGAUUGUCAGAUUUUGGAUCGUAGAUCCUAGCCAUUCGUUUUGGAAUAGCAAUGAAACGCGAUCAUUGCUGUAGUUUUUUUGCUUUCAUUUGGCCUCAUGAAAAGUGAUCAAAUACCCUCAAUACUGCU
Botrytis porri is the source of this 867-nucleotide messenger RNA. RefSeq lists its product as uncharacterized. The record is from RefSeq and is a predicted model, not a curated record. Lineage: Eukaryota; Fungi; Ascomycota; Leotiomycetes; Helotiales; Sclerotiniaceae. The transcript is spliced from 3 exons. The coding region runs from base 389 to 586 and encodes 65 amino acids.